Messenger RNA from Artibeus jamaicensis (Jamaican fruit-eating bat), 1596 nucleotides. RefSeq names its product peptidyl-prolyl cis-trans isomerase FKBP5-like. Gene Ontology annotation, molecular function: protein binding. Bases 99 to 575 code for a protein of 158 amino acids. The transcript has 3 exons. The record is from RefSeq and is a predicted model, not a curated record. NCBI's taxonomy places the organism in Eukaryota, Metazoa, Chordata, Mammalia, Chiroptera, Phyllostomidae.
UGUCCAGCUGCACAGAGUAAUUCCGAGCUCCUUUCUCCUAGGGAGGCAAGUACGUGCAGGCGGUGAUUCAGUACGGGAAGAUCGUGACCUGGUUGGAGAUGGAGUACGGCUUGUCAGAGAAGGAAUCUAAAGCUUCAGAUGCCUUUCUGCUCGCCGCCUUCCUGAACCUGGCCAUGUGCUACCUGAAGCUCCGAGAAUACAUCAAAGCCGUGGAGUGCUGCGACAAGGCCCUGGGACUGGACCGCACCAACGAGAAGGGCUUGUACCGCAGGGGUGAGGCCCGUCUGCUCAUGAACGAGUUCCAGCUGGCCGAGGGCGACUUCGAGAGGGUGCUGGCGGUCAACCCCCAGAACAAGGCCGCGAGGCUGCAGAUCUCCGUGUGCCGGAAGAGGGGGAAGGAGCACAACGAGCGGGACCGCAAGACCUACGCCAACAUGUUCUCCAAGUUCGCAGAGCGGGACGCCAAGGAAGAGGCCAGUAAAGCAGUGGGCAAGAAGACAUUAGAAGGGGUCACCAAUCAACAAGGAACAGGAAGUCCUGCAAAGGAAGAAGGGCGAGCUAGAGACCACGUAUGACGCCACGCAAAGGAGGGAAGAGUCCUAAUGAACUCGGCCUGCUCCCCGGGCUUUCCCCAACUCAGGACUGACCGUGUUCAAUGUGCAGUUUGUCACAGUCUGUGUGAUUCUGGAAGCACAGGGCAAAACCAGUAGUCCCCACAAAGCCACACUCUGCUGCUGCCGCCCAGUGCUGCCAUUGAGGGGAGGUGAGGGACCACUGUGGGGACACAAACAGGUGGCCGUUGGUGUGGAGAGGUGGGGCCGGCAGCGGAAGUCCAGCUCAUUUCAGUUUAGGUCGGUGUCCACUGUGCAGUGCAGGGUUCCCGGAUGCUCCUGACCAUCGGGCUGUCUGUUAGGUGUCACGUGUGAUAGAAUUUCAGUAGCACUUCAGAAACCUGCAAAUGAAGGCCUCCUGAAUUCCUCCUUUCCUGCAGAUGGAUGGGGGAGAGGAGGGUGGAGCUCUGUGUGUUAAAUCACUGAAGUGCUGCGAAUGCGACUGUUGCAUUUUUAACCAGCAGAAGCCACAGUGGAGGGGCCUGCUGUCCCCUCAGCAGGGGACCUGCUGCUCAGGCCCACAGCAGCAUCACAGACUUGGCACCAAGAACCUCACAGGCCACUUGCUUGCAGACUUAGCCCCGCCCCCUCCUGAGUGGUCCCGCCCCCCUCUGAGCUGGCUUUCUACCACCCCUGCCUGUCCCUGAGGAGGAAUUCUGUCAUUCCUGAGACUCUCUUCAGCAAUGACAGGGAGCAGAGGGGUGUCUGGGUCAGUUUUCUGUGUUUUCGGUGAGGUUCUGAGAGGCCGAGGUGUGGAAAGAGCCAUCAGAAUCGUGCUUUUUUCCUUCAUCUGCUCCUUUUAGGAAACAAUGUUGACCGCAGUCCCGCUUGUCAGCCUCGCUGUUACUCAGUACCCGAUUUCCACACCAACCCUUGCUGUUCAGAAUGUACGACUUGCUCUUGUACCGUCUCUGACCAGGAGUGGAUGUAUUUACACGUCCACAAAGGACCCAUGCAGCUUUUUCUGUUGUCUUUUAAAACUUAC